AUGUCCUCUUCGUUUUCUGGAGCAACACUUGUUGUUGGUCUUGGUGGGGUAACGAAUGGCGGAAAGACCACGAUGUGUAAAGCUCUUGAAGAUUUAUUUUCUUCUAACAAGUACCAUCUACGUGUGAAAUCAUUGCAUAUGGAUGAUUAUUUCCAUCCAACCGACGACCCACGUCAUAUUCAUUUAGAAGAAUUCAAUCAUCAUGAUUGGGAUUGUUUAGAAGCACUUGACACUGAUCGGUUUAUUGCUGACGUUCAAUCGUUCCGUUCUCAAUGUGAUCUUUUAUUAGUCGAAGGCUUUCUUAUCUUUAACGUUUCAUCACCAAAACAUUCCAAACUAUUUGAUCUUGGUUAUUACUUUGAUUUGCCGUAUGAGGAAUGUCGACGACGACGAUCCAGUCGAAAUUAUGAUCCACCGGAUCCCGAAGGUUACUUCGAAGGACAUGUUUGGCAAGCUUAUGUCAACGCAAAGACAGAUGCAUUGGAACAAAAUAAACAUUUGGGAUUAGAAUUAAUCGAUACGACAAAAGAGUCCUUCGACCAAGUUCAAGCAAAAAUUGUUAGUGAUAUUGAAAGAAGUUUAAAGCAUGGGUGA
Messenger RNA from Adineta ricciae, 594 nucleotides. The record is from the annotation of a GenBank genome assembly. Lineage: Eukaryota; Metazoa; Rotifera; Eurotatoria; Adinetida; Adinetidae.